Molecule: messenger RNA, 3090 nt
Organism: Leptonychotes weddellii (Weddell seal)
Lineage: Eukaryota; Metazoa; Chordata; Mammalia; Carnivora; Phocidae
Gene: CANT1
Product: calcium activated nucleotidase 1
Biological process (GO): proteoglycan biosynthetic process
Molecular function (GO): GDP phosphatase activity; UDP phosphatase activity; calcium ion binding
Source: RefSeq, a predicted model, not a curated record
GCCCGCGGGCCCCGGAGCCAGUCUGCACCGGGUCCCGCCUGCCCUUCAGUCUGAUGCCCAUCCAGCCCUCCAACCACCUGGAAUGGAAUGAGCCUAUGCACUCCCUCCGGAUAAGUGUAGGGGGCCUUCCGGUGCUGGCGUCCAUGACCAAGGCAGCAGAUCCCCGCUUCCGCCCCCGCUGGAAAGUGAUCCUGCCAUCCUUUGUGGGCGCUGCUGUCCUCUGGCUGCUGUACUCCCACCGCCCGCCCCCAGGCAGGCCCCCCGCACCCAACGCCCACAACUGGAGGCUCAGCCAGGCACCUGCUGACCGGUAUAAUGACACCUACCCCCUGUCUGCCCCCCAGAGGACGCCGGGUGGGACUCGGUUCCGAAUCGCAGUUAUUGCUGACUUGGACACAGAGUCUAGAGCCCAAGAGGAAAAUACCUGGUUCAGUUACCUGAAGAAGGGCUACUUGACCCUGUCAGACAGCGGGGACAAGGUGGCUGUGGAGUGGGACAAAGGCCACGGGGUCCUCGAGUCCCACCUAGCUGAAAAGGGGCGGGGCAUGGAGCUGUCUGAGCUGAUUGUCUUCAACGGGAGACUCUACUCUGUGGACGACCGGACAGGGGUCAUCUACCAGAUCGAGGGCACCAAAGCCGUGCCGUGGGUGAUUCUGUCCGAUGGCGAUGGAACCGUGGGGAAAGGCUUCAAAGCAGAGUGGCUGGCUGUGAAGGACGAGCAUCUGUAUGUGGGCGGCCUGGGCAAGGAGUGGACCACCAGCACGGGGGAAGUGAUGAACGAAAACCCUGAGUGGGUAAAGGUGGUGGGCAGCAGAGGCAGCGUGAACCACGAGAACUGGGUGUCCAGCUACAGCGCUCUGCGGGCCGCUGCAGGGAUCCAGCCUCCAGGCUACCUCAUUCACGAGUCUGCCUGCUGGAGUGACACGCUGCAGCGAUGGUUCUUCCUGCCGCGCCGGGCCAGCCACGAGCGGUACAGCGAGAAGGAUGACGAGUACAAGGGCACCAACCUGCUCCUGAGUGCUGCCCAGGACUUUGGCGACAUCUCCGUCAGCCGUGUGGGGGAGGUGGUCCCCACGCACGGCUUCUCCUCCUUCAAGUUCAUCCCCAACACUGACGACCAGAUCAUUGUGGCCCUCAAGUCUGAGGAGGACAGGGGCAAGAUCGCCACCUACAUCAUGGCCUUCACACUGGACGGGCGCUUCCUACUGCCAGAGACCAAGAUCGGCAACGUGAAAUAUGAAGGAAUAGAGUUCAUUUAAAUUUACAAAACUCAAACCGGCAAGGCCCAGAGGUGGACAGUUUUCAGCUCCAUCAGGACUCGAAUUUUAUAAAAACCAGAGGACUGCACUUUUCUUUGGUGUUUUGUUUUGCUUUUUUUUCCUUUUUGAAACUCCGAGGUGUGUGCCUGAUUCAGGGAGUUCAGCCCCAGGGUGCCUGGAGCGACGAAGCCCAGAGUCCUCGGAGCUGGGAAAGGGGCCUGGUCCCCGCAGUGCACUGACCCGUGUGUGCGCUGCCAUCUGGUGGUGGGAGCUGGUCCCUGCAGGAAUCCUAAGCUGGGACCCCUCCUUUGUAACCCGGCCUCGCCCUUCUUCCAUCCGACCUUCCUUUCUCCUCUUUCUGUUUGUUCUUCCAUUCAAUAAAUGUUUCUUGAGCUCCUACUAUGUGUCAAGCACUGUGCUCCCUCUGGGAACGAAAUAGCGAGUCCGAAGUGGACCUGCCCGUCAGGAACUCCCAGGCCACCUCCUUUUCUUCCUUCUUCGUGAACUUCGUGCAUUAAAUCCACUUCUCCAAGUUCCUGGAAAAGAAUCUGUCUACACUGCAGAGAAUUAUAGGGCUGUGUGGGUGAGGGCAGGCCUCCAGGGACGCAUCUGCCCAAAUUCUGCAGGAAAGGACACAAGCUUGCUCGUUUGUCCUCAGCCUCACAUCAGACAGUCUCCACUUCAUGUGAUCCACUCCAGUUUUUCCCUUCAGGAAAAUUCUGUGGCCAUGCAGCACUUUGAAGUUGUAAUUAUUAACUUAAUUGAACCAAUUUCCUUUCUCGGAAUCACCAAAUCUGAUCACACAGAGCAAAGUCCCAUAGUUAACAACUUCAUUUCCAGCGGUGGAGGAGAUUGGAAUUAGGUUCUGACAGUUGGUAAGACAAGUUUUUAAGCGUUUCCAAGCCCUUGGUCAAAGGACACAAAGGUAAAACAUUGCUUUUUAUGAGCAACUCUCAGAAGUUGUCAUGCCUUUAAAGACUUCCACAAAUGAUUAUCUUACUUCCUGACCCAAGUGGCACCCUACGUUCUGCCACGCCCGCCCUGGGUCCUGGGCGCUGAGCUCUGUCCUCCGGGGGUUAGCAAUGACGCCCUCCUGGCCCGAUGGCUUCUGUCCCCUGACCCUUUAUUCCCCCUUCUCUGGGGAGCUUUGAAGUCUUUUCUCUGGAAACUUCGCACAAACCCUGCUUGUCUGCGUCCCUUGGCCUCUUCUCCAUGCUCCAGGACAAAGGCAGAGGGUUUAGGACAGGUCAGCCAGGACUGGAGCCAAGAAGGGCCCCACCAUCAGCCCACAGCGCCCCUUUCCUGAAGUUCCCUGUCCCCUCAGGAGGAUGUGGGGUGCCGUGAUGGCCCAGGAAGGGCCAUCAGACUUUUCUCACAGACUCUAAUACAGCUGCUAGGAAGGAACCCAGUGAGGAUCCCUUUUGCGCUGCUGUGUUUCUUCCAGUAUAAAAUAUCUAGCAAAAGAAUGUGACACGUUUCUCUGGAACUCGGCUCUUGCUGGACAUAGCCUGGAAGGCCCGAGUCUUUUCUGACUUUGCCUGGCCGAGCACCCCAACCCACUUCCUUGAUAAAUGUCACUGAUGUUGGGGCUGUGAGUUUUUAAGACACAGGCGAAGUGAGGAAGGUUGGAGGACUUGGGACAGUCACUCAGUUGAGACCUGUCAGCCAUGGCCUAGGUGCCCCGAAGAGCAUUCUCACCAUCAGUGAUUUUCGACUCUUUUAAAGCUAGACAUUUUUUUGUUUCUCUAUCUGCUGCUGUCAGCAUAAUGAUUGUGUUCCUUCCAGCUGGAGCCAUUGUUUUGUAAACAAUAAAGUGCCAGAGGGGACUGUG